Messenger RNA from Physella acuta, 1494 nucleotides. RefSeq names its product receptor-type tyrosine-protein phosphatase mu-like. Gene Ontology annotation, molecular function: protein tyrosine phosphatase activity. The record is from RefSeq and is a predicted model, not a curated record. Gene Ontology annotation, biological process: protein dephosphorylation. NCBI's taxonomy places the organism in Eukaryota, Metazoa, Mollusca, Gastropoda, Physidae.
AUGUUGACCAAUUUGAUAGAGGAAGGAAAGGUCAAGUGCGACAGGUACUGGCCAGAAGAUGGGAAGAUGAUGUUUGGAGAUAUUAAAGUCAAACUGGCUGUCACACAUGUGUUUGCUGAUUACACGAUCAGAAGAUUGCUGUUAAGUAAGAAAGGCACGGACGUCCAACAGGUGACCCAGUUCCACUUCACGUCAUGGCCGGACAAGGGCGUGCCCAUAACUCCCUGGGCGUUGGUGGACUUUGAGCAGAGGGUGGCCUUCAACCCCACCAGUAGACCUGUGGUCGUCCACUGCAGCGCUGGUGUUGGCCGUACAGGGACAUUUAUCGCACUGAGAAAUGUGAUGAGAGAAGCUGAGGAGACUGGACGUGUUAAUUUCUUACAGACAGUCGCCAGGCUAAGACAGGACAGGAUGAAUAUGGUACAAACAGCGGAACAAUAUGAAUUUCUCCACAAAGCCGCACAAGUAGCAAUAACAUGUAUAGGUACCACAAUCACAGCCUAUGAUGUUGACGUGAAGGUUCAAAAUCUUCUGGACAAAUCUGUGUCAGGGAAAACUAAUCUGGAGAAAGAAUUUAAUUCGGUAUGUGCUGUAAGCGCUGACUUACAGACAGCUGGUAAAGAAGAAGAAAAAGAAAUGAAGGUUUACGAAAACAACCAAGAUGUGGACUUGAUGAGGAAAAACCGGUGCCCAGAGAUAAUGCCGAAUCGCUUGUACCAAGCCAAGCUGUCUAGAAGCAGACCAGAAGACAGCGACUACAUUAACGCGGUUGUCUUUCCUAGCUUCACCAAACUUGAGCAUCAACUGCUGACACAACUGCCCCUGCCAACAACUGUGGAAGACUUCUGGAGGCUGAUUGUUGAGUACAACGUCACGUUGGUGGUGGUGUUUGAUGUGGAUUUGUGCUACACGACAUGGUACUCGUUGACAUUAGGUCACUACCUGCCAGCCUCAGCCAAUGAGAUGUUGAACAUCAGAGACUACACAGUGGAGCUCAAGUCAAGCAACACACACACAUUAUGGGAGGAAAAAACUGUUGUCGUUAGAACUAUGGGACCUCUACAGCUGAAGUCAUUCAAUACACAAGACGGUCACACUGUUCUACACCUACAAAGUAAACUCACCACACUGGACACAAAGACGUUGCUGCAGUUUAUAAAACAAACAAGAAAACACGCAAACAAGAAAGGGAGGGUGAUAUACAUGUGCAGAGAUGGGGCCACCUACAGCGGUCUUGUCUGUGUUUUGAACCUCCUACUAGACAGGAUGGACAAUGACCUACGGCUAGCUGUGCCAUUAGUUGUUGGGGCGGUCAAGUCCAUUCGACCACAGGUCAUUCCUACACUGCAACAGUACCACUGCCUUUAUCAAGUGCUACAAAGAUACAGCGAUACGACGACCACAUACAGCAACCUUGAGAAGAAAUCUGAGAAACUUAUUCAGCAUUUAGAUAAUAAUGUUGAAGACAAUGUACUGUAUGCAAAUACUGAAUAA